UUGGCUGCUAGCUUGCUGUCAGUAAACUUCUGCGGUCUUUUUUGUUAAAAUAAUCAAAGUUUGGCAGACCAACGACACAUCCAAAUUAAAAUGAUAGCUAACAAGCUAUAAAUGAUUGAUAUUGAUUCCUUUCAACGCAUUUCGUUUCCAUUACUCCUCCUCAACUCGGUAUGGACCCUUCAUCCGCAGACUAUGAUAUGAAAAGGUCAUCUGAUACCAUUUAUCACGUAGAAGUGUGUCAAGACCCACACAGUACAGCAAGAAACAAAGACAUAUCAACACAUGUUAAGAAUUACUUGCAAGGAAAACAGCUGUCAAACAGGGACCUGGUGAUUACAGAAUAUGAUGACCCUUUCCUCAAGCAGCAUGUGUCCAAGAUUGAAAUAUCAGAUAUAAAGUUAUCUCAGCACGAGACAAUCAGCGUGAGUGAGAGUGUGUUCCAUUACCAUGUAUACCAGCUGCAGGAGGAUGGGCCGGGUACAGAGGAACUGGAUGAAGAAGAUCUCGCGGCCGCCAACCACUGGAUCCUACCCUCACGGGACUUCCAUGGCCUCUGGGACAGCCUUGUCUUCGAUGAGGAUAUUAAAACUAGGUUACUUAGUUACGCAGCAACAACUCUGUUGUUUACGGAUAGAAAAGUUGAUAGCAACAUCAUCUCUUGGAAUAAAGUGAUAUUAUUGCAUGGUCCUCCGGGAACAGGAAAGACGUCCCUGUGUAAGGCCCUGGCCCAGAAGCUCUGUAUCCGCCUCUCGGACAGGUUCACCUAUGGGCAGCUUGUGGAGAUCAACAGUCAUAGUCUCUUCUCCAAGUGGUUCUCUGAGAGUGGGAAACUGGUGAUGAAGAUGUUCCAGAAAAUACAGGAACUCAUUGAUGAGCCUGACGCCCUGGUCUGUGUCCUUAUUGAUGAGGUUGAAAGUUUGACAGCUGCCCGUAAAGGUGCCAUGUCAGGCAAUGAGCCGUCAGAUGCUAUCAGGGUGGUCAAUGCUGUUCUCACUCAGAUUGACCAGAUCAAAAAGUACCCCAAUGUGAUAAUCCUGACCACUUCCAAUGUGACAGGGGCUAUAGACCUGGCGUUUGUAGACAGAGCUGACAUCAAGCAGUAUAUUGGUCCACCAUCACCCUCGGCUAUAUACUCCAUCUAUAGAUCCUGUAUUCUAGAACUUACUAAGUGCCGCAUAUUGACAUCGGGGCAGAGCGUGCUGGACAUGAGGUCCCUGGAGUUCAUGCGAUUUGUGGAGAAUAAUGUCAGCAAGGAUAGCCUACAGCUCAGGGAGAUUGCUGUUAAAAGUUAUGGUUUGAGUGGCCGUACACUCCGGAAGUUGCCUUUCAUUGCUCACUCUAUGUUCAUACAGAAAUCAGAAGCCACACUACAGGAAUUCUUAGUGGCCCUGGAUAAGGCAGUGCAACAGCAGUUUAAGGAGAGAAAUGACCUCACUAGGGACUCCUAGUGACCUCACUACCAACUCCUAGUGACCUCACUAUCAACUACUAGUGACCACACUAUCGACUACUUGUGACCUCACUAUAGACUUGUGAUUAACUCUCUUAUUUAUGAACUGGAUAAAUGUUUUGUGUCGAUGUACAUUUCUGUCAAAAUAUGGUACAAAAUCUAUGCUAAACUUUUAAAUAAUUCUUAUGAACAUGUUGGGAUAUCUGUGCCAAUGUACUUGUAUGUACGCAGAUACGGUGCAACUGGUCAAUUGCGUUUAAAAUAUUGCAUUUGAGGAUAAUUGAACAUGUAACUAUCCUAACUGGGUGCUGCUUGUUGUUGUUUAUAUGAAAAAAAUAUGAUUUAAGAUUUCACUUCUAAAACAAUUAUUAUUUUGCCCGAUGUUGAAAUGUAUAAAGUGGUGUUGUUGAAGGAUCUCAUUCAAACACCCUGAUGUUGGACUGUAGAUUGUAUCGCUUGUGUAGCAUGGCGAGCUUGUAGGGAACAUGUUCAAACACACUGAUGUUGGACUGUAGAUUGUAUCGCUUGUGUAGCAUGGCAAGCUUGUAGGGAACAUGUUCAAACACACUGAUGUUGGACCGUAGAUUGUAUCGCUUGUGUAGCAUGGCAAGCUUGUAGGGAACAUGUUCAAACACACUGAUGUUGGACUGUAGAUUGUAUCGCUUGUGUAGCAUGGCAAGCUUGUAGGGAACAUGUUCAAACACACUGAUGUUGGACUGUAGAUUGUAUCGCUUGUGUAGCAUGGCAAGCUUGUAGGGAACAAGUUCAAACACACUGAUGUUGGACUGUAGAUUGUAUCGCUUGUGUAGCAUGGCGAGGGUGUAGGGAACAUGUUCAAACACACUGAUGUUGGACUGUAGAUUGUAUCGCUUGUGUAGCAUGGCAAGCUUGUAGGGAACAUGUUCAAACACACUGAUGUUGGACUGUAGAUUGUAUCGCUUGUGUAGCAUUGCUAGCUUGUAGGGAACAUGUUCAAACACACUGAUGUUGGACUGUAGAUUGUAUCGCUUGUGUAGCAUGGCGAGCUUGUAGGGAACAUGUUCAAACACACUGAUGUUGGACUGUAGAUUGUAUCGCUUGUGUAGCAUCGCAAGCUUGUAGGGAACAUGUUCAAACACACUGAUGUUGGACUGUAAAUUGUAUCGCUUGUGUAGCAUGGCAAGCUUGUAGGGAACAUGUUCAAACACACUGAUGUUGGACUGUAGAUUGUAUCGCUUGUGUAGCAUCGCAAGCUUGUAGGGAACAUGUUCAAACACACUGAUGUUGGACUGUAGAUUGUAUCGCUUGUGUAGCAUGGCAAGCAUGUAGGGAACAUGUUCAAACACCCUGAUGUUGGACCGUAGAUUGUAUUGCUUGUGUAGCAUGGCAAGCUUGUAGGGGUCAUGUUGUCCAGCGACUUCAGAGUCAUCAUUCACACUUUCAUUCCAUGACCUUUCUUGAAUAUUUCUACUUAAAUCUUUACCAAACUUGGCAGCAAUGCUAAAUGGCAUAAUAUCUCAACUGAGUUCAAUAUUCAAAGUAAUGAUCCUUCCAUGAAUUGCCAAAAUUUUAUUAUAAAUGAUAAUCACAAUGGUCAGGCGAUAUAUCCAAUUUGCUGAAAUUUAGGUCUUCCUGAUUUGUAAAAAAAGGUUAUGUUUGUUUGAAAUGAAAAACUAUGUACAACAUUCAAGUUGUUAACAUGAUGAUGUAUUAAAGUUUGUAUCAUGAAUGUGAAAUGUUAUGUAGUUCUGUAAACUACAAAGCAAAUGCUUUGCAAGUUGAUUUAUAGUUAUAUGAUUAAAUUGUAA
Messenger RNA from Mya arenaria, 3237 nucleotides. RefSeq names its product pachytene checkpoint protein 2 homolog. Gene Ontology annotation, cellular component: chromosome; nucleus. The record is from RefSeq and is a predicted model, not a curated record. Gene Ontology annotation, biological process: reciprocal meiotic recombination; meiotic recombination checkpoint signaling. The transcript is spliced from 11 exons. The coding region runs from base 171 to 1448 and encodes 425 amino acids. NCBI's taxonomy places the organism in Eukaryota, Metazoa, Mollusca, Bivalvia, Myida, Myidae. Gene Ontology annotation, molecular function: ATP binding; ATP hydrolysis activity.